AUGAGUGCGACACGGGAGGACUCGGCGCCGUGCGCCAUUCCGUCUAAGCUUUGGCGUGAAUGCCUCAAGCAAUACGACUACGGUCCUGACAGGCCGAAGGGCGCCUGCGCGGCGCACCGCACGAAGUUCUACGACUGCGUCAAGGACUGGACGGCGCGGACGCAGAAGAGGCCGUACUCGUACACGCUGUUCGAACUUCCCAAGUCAUGUGGCCAUGAGGCAGAGAAGCUGCACCAGUGCAUGAUGAUGAACAUGUUCGAGGUGAGCCACUGCCAAAAAGAGAUGGCGGUGCUGAAACGGUGCGCGGCGCGCGCCGACCCGGAGGUGCGCACGUACCUGCAAGGCGAUGAAGCGAUCGCAGACCUCGAAAAGGAUAUCGAGGAGACUACUGGACUGAAGCGUCUCUGGUACAAGGCGAUUGGUAAGCUCUAG
Messenger RNA from Leishmania braziliensis MHOM/BR/75/M2904, 432 nucleotides. RefSeq lists its product as hypothetical. The transcript has a single exon. The coding region runs from base 1 to 432 and encodes 143 amino acids. NCBI's taxonomy places the organism in Eukaryota, Euglenozoa, Kinetoplastea, Trypanosomatida, Trypanosomatidae. The record is from RefSeq and is a predicted model, not a curated record.